GACAGCAGCAGCAGCCUUUUUGUAUUCGUGACUGUCCUUCUCAGCAACUCGCAUCCAGCCUGGAGCACCCUCUAGAAGUGAACAGAGAAAGAUUAUCACUGAACAGCACUGAACAGAAGCAGUCAUUAUACCUGCAAGAUGACACCAUUUUCUAAGAAUACUGUAUCUGUCCCACUCUGGAUACCGUUUGUAAUGCUUUUUGGUUCUGUCUGUGAUGGUGGCAAAAUCUUGGUGGUGCCUUUGGAGGGAAGUCACUGGGUGAACAUGGAAGUCCUCAUCAAGGCUUUACAUGGUCAAGGGCACAGUGUUGAUGUAUUACGCCCCUCCAGUAGCUGGUUUAUCAAGGAGAAUUCAACUUAUUAUGGUUCUAUAACUAUACCCAGCACCGAAGCAAUGGAUGAAAAAUUUAUAGAAAACAUGGUUUCCGAAUCAAUCAACUAUGAAAGUGGAAAGAGCAACUGGCUGGGCACUUUAAGUCUGUAUUUGGAUACAGUUAAAUACACUUAUAAAAUGCAUGAAAUGGUAUGUCAACUUAUAAUAAACAUGUUUGAAAGUGAGGAAAUUAUGAAGACACUGAAGGAAAAGCAAUAUGAUCUGGUGCUCACUGAUCCGGUGUGGGCUGCAGGCAUUUUCCUGGCUCAUAAAUUCAAGUUACCCUUGGUGUAUAAUGUAAGAUGGACCACUCCUGGAGAGGGACAUUUUGAGAUCGCUCCCUCACCGUUGUCCUACAUCCCUAUCACAAGAUCUAGAAACACAGACAAAAUGAACUUUUUUCAACGAGUGCAAAAUAUUUUCAGUUAUUUGCUAAUGUACUUUCAGUAUGGCUAUUUUAAUUUGGCACAGUACCAAGCACUUUGUGACAAAUAUUUCCACCCACCUGUACGUUUUUAUGAACUUCUCCAGGGGGCUGAUAUAUGGCUUAUGAGGGUUGAUUUUGUUUUUGAAUUUCCACGUCCAACAAUGCCAAAUGUCAUCUACAUUGGUGGCUUCCAGUGCAAUCCAGCGAAGGCCCUUCCACAUGACCUGGAAGUCUUCAUGCAAAGUUCUGGAGAGCAUGGAGUGGUUAUCAUGUCUCUAGGAUCAUUUAUCAGUGUCCUACCAGAUGAGAUAUCAACUGAAAUAGCGGCAGCUUUUGCUCGGCUCCCUCAAAAGGUUAUUUGGAGAUACACUGGAAAAAGACCAUCUACUUUGGGCAACAACACAUUGCUGGUUGACUGGAUGCCACAAAAUGAUCUUCUAGGGCAUCCAAAGACUAAAGUUUUUAUUGCACAUGGUGGAACCAAUGGAGUUCAAGAAGCUUUGUAUCAUGGUGUUCCAGUGGUUGGAAUUCCACUGUUUUUUGACCAGUAUGACAAUCUUCUUCGAUUACAAGACAGAGGAGGAGCCAAGAUCAUUUCCCUUGAAAUUUUAGAUCAAAACACACUGCAUGCAACUAUACAGAAAUUAAUCAGGGAUUCAUCCUACAGACUGAACAUGCAGAGAUUGUCUCAUCUUCACAGAGAUACACCACUUAAACCUUUAGACACCGCUCUCUUCUGGAUUGAGUUUGUAAUGAGACACAAAGGUGCUGCUCAUCUUCGGUCAGAAUCCUACAAACUUCCUUGGUACUCCUAUCACUCAGUAGAUGUUGUCGUUACAUUGUUUGCAGUUCUCUUGAUAUUCACUCUUUCUGUAUUUUUAACAGUUAGAUAUCUGUGUUUCAAGUGCUGCAGCAGAAAAAGGAAAAAUGAGUGAUACAUUUGCGUAUCUUACAUGUAUGUCUUUUUCUUUAUUAAUGUUAUGAUCAGCAAACUCAGCUUGGUAUAGGAAUCAUGAUGGUAUAAUGCAGAGUCUUGUCUGAAAAUUAAAUACCCUUGCGUUUUUGAGCCACACUAAUGUCUUUAUUAAUAAUUGUACCAGUUCCGUGUGCUGCUCAUUACAUAAGUACUCAAACACACUGCAUCUUACUUAGUUUUUACUGAUUCUUUAUCCCUGUUAUUGCUGUAUUAUUCUAAAAAAUAUCUGAAAACUUUG
Messenger RNA from Puntigrus tetrazona (Sumatra barb), 2013 nucleotides. RefSeq names its product UDP-glucuronosyltransferase 2C1-like. Gene Ontology annotation, molecular function: UDP-glycosyltransferase activity. The coding region runs from base 139 to 1734 and encodes 531 amino acids. NCBI's taxonomy places the organism in Eukaryota, Metazoa, Chordata, Actinopteri, Cypriniformes, Cyprinidae. The transcript has 3 exons. The record is from RefSeq and is a predicted model, not a curated record.